Molecule: messenger RNA, 528 nt
Organism: Rangifer tarandus platyrhynchus (Svalbard reindeer)
Lineage: Eukaryota; Metazoa; Chordata; Mammalia; Artiodactyla; Cervidae
Source: the annotation of a GenBank genome assembly
AUGGGUAAAGCAGUGAAACUAGGCUGGUGGGUUCUGUCUGAGACGCUCCUUGAGGUCAGAGAGGGAGUCUGCCCCAGCCGUUCUUCUCUGGGGGGAGGCGUGAUGGCACUGGCAGGAGCUAUCCUAGCCCUCUCAGUGCCCUCCCUGACAGGCAUGCCUCCCUGGUGCCCACCUGGUGAAGAACUGGGGAGAGAGACCUGCGGGGUAGGGGGAAGGCAGGCACGACCUCAGGAAAGGAAGUGUGAACCCGACCCCGGCGUCAUCGGCCCGCUUCCCUUCUUAGACACAAACCACCUCAGGUUGUGGGUCUCAGCCUCCUUCCCCCGCUCACCCGUUGAUGUGUUCAAACAACAGAAGCUAAUAUUUAUUGACAUUUGUACCAAGCCAAGCAUCCUACUUGGAUUACCUCCCUCGUUUCUCACAGCCAAUAUUUAUUAUCUGCUCUUCUGUGCCAGGCACUGUGCUCUGGGGCAGGGGUACCGCACUCUGCCUCCCUGGUGGAGCUUCUGGCCUGGUGGGUGGGACUGA